Molecule: messenger RNA, 1053 nt
Organism: Bacidia gigantensis
Lineage: Eukaryota; Fungi; Ascomycota; Lecanoromycetes; Lecanorales; Ramalinaceae
Exons: 3
Coding region: 1-1053 (350 amino acids)
Source: RefSeq, a predicted model, not a curated record
AUGUCAUACGACACGAGGGUCCGUGACGCUAUCGAUCUACAUCUAAAGUGCGAAAGACGUGAUUUCCAGCCGGCGCCUUCCUUUAAAUCUUCAGGAUAUGGCGAAAAAGAGCGAACAGCGACUAUGAAGUUCCAUAUUACUUUUUAUGAAAUCUAUACGCAGGAGUUGGAAACAAAGCAAGACAUUUGGAAGAUUGGAGAAUUGUACAAUGAUCCAGAAAAGCGACGGUUCAGGGAAUGCUCAUGUACACUCCUAGCAAUUGGAAACCCUGCUCCUCUUGAUAUUCAUUCAUGGCCAGAUUCCCUGUCAAGUCCCGAAUACUGGACUAUUCUCUACCUGACGCCAGAAGGAUUUGGAAAACCAAUUGGAGCUACUGGGCAUAUGGAUCUUGCAGUGCUCAGUCUCGUUACUAACAUGCUCAUGAAGGUCACUGACAGGUGGGCCGAUUUGGUCGAUUUCUUGCGUACACUUUUAGAAAGUAGUAGUCUCUUUCUGGAUCCAGUACGCCAUGAUAAUCUUCUCUUCGAUAAUGAAGACUUUACUAGAUCCAGAGAGCAAUUCUGGGCGAUCAAUUGCCUAGCAGAAUUUGAGAGCAGUAUUUUUGCCAAUAUCGAGCAAUGGGAGGAGUUCCGACGCUACCUCACGCGGCUGGAGCCCUCGAACAAAAAGACUACCAGUCCCUUACGUGACCCAGAUGACGAGCUACUUGAAGAGCUACUUGGGAGAUCAGACGGCUACUGCACUCGCCUCAAAAGAUACCAUAGCUUCUUCCAGACCAAACGCGCAGCAACUAUUACAUUAAGAGACGGGGUCAGCAAAGAGUUCCGUUGCAUCACUGGGACUGCUGACGCAUAUGAAUCGAGAGAAAUACCGCGCAGCGACUGCCAACUGUUGGACGGAGCCAAUCUCGGCGUCAGUGCAGCCGAUUCCCAGUGGUCGUUUACCCGCUGUCAAUGGGCGCGCUGGGCUUGCAAACAGGAAUCAGCCUCCUGCCAGGACAAAACAGUCGGCGUGCUAUUGGAAGUGGCGAUACUGGAUCGGCGCCGACAUUAG